Neopelma chrysocephalum (saffron-crested tyrant-manakin) is the source of this 1686-nucleotide messenger RNA. RefSeq names its product serpin B11-like. Gene Ontology annotation, biological process: negative regulation of endopeptidase activity. Lineage: Eukaryota; Metazoa; Chordata; Aves; Passeriformes; Pipridae. Gene Ontology annotation, molecular function: serine-type endopeptidase inhibitor activity. The record is from RefSeq and is a predicted model, not a curated record.
AUGACUAAGCAGCUGCACAGGCAGUCUGUGCAUAGGGACUACAUACAGCCGUGCAGCCAUGGGUCUCCAGGGUUAAUGAUCAGUUUUCCAGCUGAGGGUGACUUGGCAUUGCAAUCAGGAGAUGUUGCCAGCAGAUAUUGCCUGCUAAACUUGUUGGGCAGCCUUGAGAGAAGUGCUAAUAGCAUAUUGCUAGAUGCAGGUUUACCAGUCUUCUGUAGGAAACCUCAUGUUGAUGGCAUUCACAUUGAACCGCAACAUGCUGCUAUCAGCAGCAAUUGGUUAGAGACUGACAAGAGUGUGGGAGAUUUUUGUAAUACGGUAGUCACAGGAACGUGCUCCAGAGCUCAGCUGUUGUACUCUUCAUUUAACCUCUUCAGGCAAGAAGGUAAAAAUUCUAUCAGAUGCUUCAUGAUGAACUCCGUUUCUAGACCAGUUACUGAGUUUUGCCUUGAUCUCUACAAUAAGCUCAACAGAAAUGCAGAAGACACAAAUAUCGUCUUCUCUCCAAUAAGCAUCUCUGUUGCCCUGGCCCUGAUCCAUCUAGGUGCAAGAAACAACACUGCUGCUCAGAUAGAAAAAGUGCUCCAUGUCAGGAAUUCUGCAGGAGGAAUGAGCCUUGAAUAUGAUCAAGAGAAUGCAGCCCCAGAAAUGGAGCCAAAAGAAAGCUGGGAGAGACAGCCUUCCUUCUCACAGUGUAACAAGGAUGGAGACCUUAACCAUAAAGUGUUCCAGACAUUGCUUUUGCAACUACAAAACCUUGGCGAAAGAUAUGUUUUAACCCUGGCCAACAAUCUCUUUAUACAACAAGGAUUUGAAAUCCAGCAGCAAUUUCUAAUGUGUACCAAGGAACUGUAUGGAGCAAUGCUGCAAACAGUGGACUUUCAUGGUGCUGUUGAAGCUGCCAGAAGAAAAAUUAAUGCUUGGGUUGAGAGUGAGACACAAGGUAAAAUCAAGGAACUCUUUGCUCCUGGUGUGAUUGAUGGACAUGCAUUGCUAGUGCUGGUGAAUGUCAUCUACUUCAAAGCAUCCUGGGAACACAAGUUUGAGGAACAAAAAACAGUACAGAGAGAUUUUAAACUGAAUCAGAACAGAAAAAAACCUGUGCAGAUGAUGUAUCAGAAAGGCACAUUUAAACUAGGUUACAUUGAGGAGGUGGGUGCUCAGAUCCUUGAACUCCCUUAUGCUCAGAAGUCACUGAGCAUGAUCAUCCUGCUGCCGGGUGAUGUGGCUGAUGGAUCUAUCAGUGGGCUGGAGCAGAUUGAAAGCACAAUGACCUAUGAAAAUUUAAUGCUGUGGACCUCUGUAGAGAACAUGUUUGAGACAAUAGUGGAGGUCUACCUCCCCCGAUUCAAGCUUGAAGACACAUUUAACCUCAAUGAGGUGUUACAAGAGAUGGGGAUGACUGAUAUCUUCACUGAAUCAAAAGUUGACCUCUCUGCAAUGUCGUUUGCAAAAUCUCUGGUGCUGUCAAACGUUGUCCAUAAGAUGUAUGUGGAAGUCAAUGAGGAAGGCACCGUAGCAGCAGCUGGUACAGGAGCUAGCAUUGUGAGGAGGUCUAUGCCUCUCACAGAGGUGUUUAUGGCUGAUCGCCCUUUCUUAUUCUUCAUUCGACACAAUCCUACCAAUACUAUUGUUUUCUUUGGCAAACUCCGUUCACCUUAAAAUCAGGGCUAUUUUAUAACAUUG